Messenger RNA from Eupeodes corollae, 2183 nucleotides. RefSeq lists its product as uncharacterized. The transcript has 2 exons. NCBI's taxonomy places the organism in Eukaryota, Metazoa, Arthropoda, Insecta, Diptera, Syrphidae. The record is from RefSeq and is a predicted model, not a curated record. Bases 819 to 1424 code for a protein of 201 amino acids.
GGUUGAUGGCUGAUGGUGGUUCACAGUUAAUCAGUGUAGGACUAGCAGCAGCAGCAUCACAGAAUGUUGCUGAUACCGAGGCGCUUAAAAACCAUCUCUCAAGCACACAAGACGAGCAAACAACAUUGAAACAUAUCGGUGCAACAAACACCUAUCGAAUCGGCCUCAUGCAAUGGAAGCCUUGUCAGUUCGCAAAAGGUGCUCGCAAUCGAAAGGCAGCUCCAGCCAGUUUGAGACGUGCGUAGACCCGAGCUAUAUCAGUUUGUCGACGAUAACGUUUUACAACCGACCACAAAAUUGAAGGCGGGAGUGAAGUUGAAGUUGAAAUUCUGUGUUGUGUUUUUUAAAUUUUUUGUAUUUGUUGUCUCAAAAAAUAGGGUGUCAUAUUUAGUACUAUAUUUAAGUUGGGGGUUGGUUGUUUGUUUGUUUGAUUUGUUUAGUAAUUCAGUCCCAAGGGUUGUCGACUUCGACAUAUAAAGUGCUUCUAAAAAGUUUGAGUAAUUUUAGCCCCUGAUUUAUUAAACAAAACACAUAACGAAUGGGGGAGAGACAUCAUCAUCAGCACACAGACGCGAAACACAAUUCCAAGAAAUCCACUCAAGUUAUAGUACGACGACACGUAGUGUAGUAGUAUAUCCUGUGAGUUGAAAAAGAAACAAAAACGAGAAAAUAAAAAUAAAAGAAAAACGAAAAACGAAACGGUUUGUUGUGAGUGCAUCAGGUGUCCUGGGUUAUAAACAAAAAUAUCCUUGUGCGCUAUAAUGUAAUCCGCCGGAAGUGAAACCUUAAACGAGUGCGGUCCGCGCGCAAUCCAAACAAUGGAAAUGGAUGUGAACUUAUCGACGAAAAAAAUUGGCGCUAUCGAGGGCGUGCUUGGCGGUGGUCUUGGUCUAAGCCCUAACUCGCCAGUUGCCAAAUCGGGCUGCUGUAUGCUUCGAAUGAAUUUAAGGACGAAACAGCAUCGAACGCCACAGGAAGUGUAUUUCGAGAGUCGGGGCAAGUCCUGCAAGAAGCUGUUAAAAUUUAAUGGCAACUCGAACAAGAUCCUACUCUAUCCGGAAGAAGGUUGGGCACGUACAGCUGCCUCCAGCUAUUGGACAAUAACGCCAUGUUGGUGGCAACCAAAUCGGUGUCGCAUCGAAGAAUUCAUGGGUUCCCAACGGCAAGUGACCAAAGCCAAAAUGCUCCCCAUGGACAAAGGUUCACUGUUGAUCCUGGGCCAUUUCAAUCGCAAGCAAAGCACCGAAACCGAAUUCAAGCUAUACCUCAGUUCGAAUAUCUCCAUGGAGGACUAUAACAUGGGCUAUUGUCUGACUGGUUUUGUGGAGAGACGUUGUCCACAAACAAACGCCUUCCAGAUGACACAUUUUGCCGUGAUAAAAAGGGCAUGGCCGUCCAUAGCUAAUGAUUGUAAAACAACAUGAAUGCGCCACUUCUUCUAUAUUUUUGAAUAUGUAAUAAUGUAAGUAGUGGAUUGAAAAAAACAAAAAUAUUCUAAUUACUGUAAUUUGAUAUUAUAUAUAUAUUGAAAGAAAACAAAAAUCUUUAAACAAAACAAAAGAGUUUUAGAUGUUUUAGUACGUGUUUAGCGGGUUAAGGAGUAGUUUUUUUGAUUGUAUUGUACAACAACGCUAAGCGAGCGCCAUUUUGUGUUUUGUAAAAAUAGAAUUAAAUAAAAUGCUUAUGCUAUUCAAAAGCACAGGCUUUUAAAAAAUGUAAUUGUAACUUUUAUUUAGUUUAGUUUCUAAAUUUUAAGUAACUGUUUUCGUGUAUAAUUCUUCCUCUUUAUACGAAUAUAUAAAACUGAAAUAUAUAAAGAAAUAGAAGAAGAAGUGAAACGAUAUAACGUAUAUGAAUAUCAAAAUUUCGUCCAAAAUUGGAGUUGAAGCAACCGGUCUUAAUGCACAUUUAACAAAAUACAAAAUAUAAACAAAAAUUAUAUAAAUAUGUAUAAAAGAAAAUAAACAAUAAAAUACUAAAACUAUCAUCGCACAAUCAUUUAAUUUUUAAAACCUUAAUUUUGUAAAAACGAUUUCUUUAAAAACUAAAAAUGAUCUGAUUAUUUCUUCCGAAUACUUGUUUAAAGUCAAAAAAACUUUUACUUUUAAUUCCCAACUUUACUGAUUGUUGGACCAAGUAUUAACUGACUGUAAAAUGGUCAUGAUUUCAAAAGCGGAACAUGA